Phycodurus eques (leafy seadragon) is the source of this 1504-nucleotide messenger RNA. RefSeq lists its product as uncharacterized. Gene Ontology annotation, cellular component: membrane. The record is from RefSeq and is a predicted model, not a curated record. NCBI's taxonomy places the organism in Eukaryota, Metazoa, Chordata, Actinopteri, Syngnathiformes, Syngnathidae. Gene Ontology annotation, molecular function: cytokine activity; growth factor activity. The transcript is spliced from 6 exons. Bases 29 to 856 code for a protein of 275 amino acids.
UUUGCUGAACUUUCUCAUCAGUGAGUGAAUGGGAGGAGGUGCUCAAAAGGCAGAGGCGGUGAGAAAUUCUCAGCCACCCUCCCACCCAUGCUGUCUGUGGAUGGAUGGCGGUGGCAACAAGCAGCAGAGAUCAAUGUCUCUUCAGGUCAAUCUCAAAGUGUCUGGAGAAAGAUUCUACAAGGCUGCACAACAACCAGGGCCCCAUCGUUGGGCAAACGCUGAAACUUGCUUGCCUUUUCACCUCAGCCAGAUGAACACACACGUGCUAGACUUUAUAACGAAGGCUUGGCAUCUGUGCUUGUUUCUCAUACUAUACUUCCACCUGGCAUUGGGUGGUGUACCUGGUCCAUGCCGACACUCUGUAACACAGGAGCACCUUCGGAGCCUCAAUCGCCUGAUUGACAAUCAGUUGGACCACAGAUGUUUUAUAUUUUAUCAGUUUACUGAGCAUUUGAAUUUGAGUAAAGUCUGUUAUGUCAAAGCAGCCCUACCACAAGUACUUGAGCUCCUGAAAACACAAUUCCAUUAUGGUCGGAAUUCAGACAACAGAAGAUAUGUCAACAUUUUGGAAAAGGCUAUCUACCAUCUUUACUCCCAAGGAUGUAUAUCUGAAAUAAAUGAAGAGAUUGAGGACACUCCAUCAAGGUUAAUAAUGAUGGUAGAAAGCACCCCGAAGGAAGCUCUGCAAAAAGCCCAACACGUGAUGCAGAUGUAUAUGAGACUGAUGGCAUUAAGCACUCGUCCUGUGGACUGGAAUUGUCAAUCCGAAUAUUCUCUUGGAGAUGAUUUAAAUACCACACAAGUUGGUGUUACCAGCACCACAGCAUGCCUUGGAUAUUGCAGAAGAAUGGUGUAGCCACGGAGGUCCCAAGAAACAACCUUUCCGAGACCACGUCGGGAGUCACCAAUUUGUUGGAGAGUUGGCGUUAUAUCCUACGCAGGGCCAAAGGCCCAAAUUACACAUUAAUAAACUACCACCACCCUCACCAAUUUUGCGUGUUCGUUUUCUCUCAGGAAAGGUAAACCAAUCAAGAAACUCGCACAGAUCAAAUUUUGAGCCGUUUAUAAUUCUUAAGCGUUUAGCAAAAAUAUGUUGACAGAAUUCUGGGCGUUUUCUCUCCUCCCUAGAACCAAGCCUUGCAUUUGCGUAGAGAAAAUGGCGAAUCUUUCCCCGGUUGCCCCACAAUUACAACACAAGUAAUGGGAGGACCUGGAAAGCUUCAGUUGACGCCAAGCCAUCCUGCUCUGGCAUUCUCUCCUUAUUUUAGCUUGUGUUGAUCGCAGCCGUCUGAGAUAGGAAUGACUAGUUCCUCUCCCACUAUCAACAAGAACAUUCCGUACCUUCUCUCCCAGCACCGCUGGGUGAAUAAUCCAAAACUGAUCUGUUUUUCUCUAGCACGUCAAGUUUUUUAACUAUAGAGCCCCGUUUUCUUCAAAAAUAUGAAAAAUAUUGUACUUAACAGAUUCUGUAUGUGCUUGUUUUAUAAAACAUUUCAAAUAUUGA